AUGAAGUUCACCGCUCUCGUCGCUGCCACCGCCCUCACCGGCUCCGUGUCGGGCCUGGCUAUCCGCCAGAACACCCCCAUCUGGCAGACCCUGCCCCCCACCCCCCAGUUGCCCACCCCCAUCUCCACGACAACGACCCCCGUCAACGGAAUCAAGAUGUGGUUCCAGAAGUACAACGAGAAGGCCGGCGGCAUCCCCAUCGUCAUGGACCACGGCGGCCUGGGCUACUCUGCCUACUUCGGCUCCGUCAUUUCCCGCCUGAUCAAGGCAGGCCACUAUGUCAUCGCCGUUGACCGUCGCGGCCACGGCCGCACCACCUUCAACGCAAACGAUGUCUUCACCUACGAGCAGAUGGCGAACGACAUCUUUGCGCUGCUCGAGGCCCAGGGCGUGAAGCAGUACAACGUCGUCGGAUGGUCCGACGGCGGCAUCACCACCCUCCAGGCGCUCAUCAACCCCAAGACGGCCGCGCCCAUCAACAAGGCCUUCGUCUUCGGCGCCUCCGCCAAGCCCGACCAGACCAACGCCACCUUCAGCGACACCAAGGUCUUCAACGAGCUCGUCGCCCGCUGCAGGACGGAGUACGCCACGCUCCAGCCCGGCGCCAACUUCACCCAGUUCGCUACCAAGGUCGCCACCAUGGAGGGCACCCUCCCCCAGUGGACCGACAAGCAGCUCGCCUCCAUCCCCGGUGCCAAGGUCAUGAUUGCCGGCGCUGAGCACGAGGAGGCUGUCAACCGCGACGUCCCCGGCAUCCUGAACAAGGCUAUCCCCGGCAGCAAGGUCACCAUCUUGACUGGCGUCAGCCACUUUGCGCCCAUGCAGGACCCUGACCAGUUCACCAAGGCUGUCCAGGACUUCUUCAAGGCCUAG
Colletotrichum truncatum is the source of this 873-nucleotide messenger RNA. Its product is annotated as valacyclovir hydrolase. Gene Ontology annotation, molecular function: serine hydrolase activity. The record is from RefSeq and is a predicted model, not a curated record. NCBI's taxonomy places the organism in Eukaryota, Fungi, Ascomycota, Sordariomycetes, Glomerellales, Glomerellaceae.